UAGAGUACAACCCUGCCUCACACAGGAACAGGCACAGGUCCUAAUUCAGACACUUGUCUUCUCCCGUCUGGACUACUGCAACUCGUUGUUGGCUGGGCUCCCCGCUUCUUCCAUCAAACCCCUGCAACUUAUCCAGAACACUGUAGCCUGCCUGAUUUUCAACCUUCCCAACCUUUCUCUCGACACCACGCUCCACCGCACACUCCACUGGGUUCCAGUCGAAGCUCGCAUCCAAUAGAAGACCAUGGUGCUUACCUACGGAACAGCAAAAGAAACCCUCCUCACCUCGACUCCCCCCAACACACACACACACACAAAACUUAAACAGCACUUGCACUUGACCCCUUCACCCCUUCUAGCUCUGACUUUACUGAUAUCUACGACAUUGAGGAAAAAUUUACUUUCUAUGCCUGUGAUAUGUGGUUGUCCCACCUACCUAUCUUAAGAUGAAUGCACUAACUGCUAAAUUACUAUAAUGUAAAUGUAGUAAUCAUGGCUGAAGGGGUCCUGACCUCCAGGUGGCCCCCAUUGAUUGUGUUAGUCACUGUCACUCAAAUGUCAUAUUAACAUGGCAAAAGUAAUUGCAAAAUGUGAAGAAUUGCAGUUUUAAAACUGCAACAACAAAAAGUUCCGUAAAGCAAACGUAUUUGUCUACCUUUUGUUUAAAAAAAAAAUGUGCUAAAAGAUCCCUUUGUAUGAAUAACAUUACAUACACUUUUGCUGUUCUCCAAAUAGCAUUUAAGAUUUUUUAAAUUGUAUCGAAAUGCAGUAAAUGAGUUUCAACUUUCUUAAAAUGUGCAUUACAAUCAUUCCCACACGUGAGCGUGCGUAAACCAGAACCAACUGAACCCACGUUCAACAUCGCCGCCCUCUCUACAGCCAAGCGCGUUCACGCUUUCUCUCAAACCUUCAGAAUAGCGCGGCGGGGAGUAGAGAGACUGCAGAACACCACAAUCCGUAACAAAAAAACGCGGAGGGGGAACAAGAAAGAACAUAGAAACGGAUUAUUGGAGCAUUUUUAAACGUUUCUUUCUAUUAAAGUUGGUGUUUGGUAUUCUGAGAAUGACGAGAACGUGAUUUUUUUCCUCCUGGACAUGUUUCUGUUGGAGUUUGUGAAAUAUGUUUUCGAGUGCAUUGUGGAUAGGCUGAAUGUUGAGUGUGACAUCGUAAGAAAAUUCAUUUGAUUUAUCACAGUGUUUUACAUUGAAAUGUAAUUGUUAUCUAUCAGAGCGGCAUAGGAAAUUGUAUAGAGAAACUCUUAACAACCAGAAACUCUGGGUAGUUACGCAAAAUACAAUGGUAUGUCGCUCUAUACUGAGUGUCAGAACUGAUUGUCUCAGCUGUUCAAAGUCAUUUUUUUCCGGAGACAACGGUUUUGGACAGCAAGCUUGCAUGAUAGGUUCAAUAUUGAAAUUUGGUAGGCUUUAAUACACAAGCAAAGAAGAUAUUGGGGCAUUAUUAUUCCCAAUAGCCUAUCUGUGAUUUAAAACGUUUAGCCUACAAUCUGGAUUAUGAGCUGAGUUCUAACACCUUCUGGAUAUGCAAAAUCAACUUCGAGAAUGAAGAAAAGGAAAUUGUUUUCCCGGUAGUUCACAUUGGUCUGUUUAUUCAGAAGGUAAUUUACACAUUACAUCGUGUUCAUUUAAUGUCGUCAACUUCUGAAUGUUAUGGUCAGAAACUCACGUCACUUGUUCAAAAGACUGAGCUGGACAUGUUCUGACUGUGCUCCACUGGACAUAGCCUAUUUGAACAGAGCUGGAGCCAAUUAUAUAAACUUAAUCGGAAAACUAAAGUAGAACACUAUUUUACCAUAAUUGUAAAGUUAUCAGUUUCCUUAAUACAUGGGAAAAUAAUACAACUAAUCACAUUUUAAUUGAGAUUUGGAUUUUAACACUGGUGGAAGGAUUGCUUCGGUUGCGCACUGGAAGCGGCUGAAUUUUGCCCACAGAGGCGGCUGUCGAAUUUGAGUGUGGAACACACCCCCCAAGCCGACAUGGAAGAGUGGCGGCAAUGCGGGCGAUGGUUGAUAGACUGCAAGGUUUUGCCCCCAAACCACCGGGUCGUGUGGCCUUCUGCGGCCGUGUUCGACUUGGCACAGGCGCUACGAGACGGAGUGCUCUUGUGCCAAAUGUUGCACAACCUCUCACCGGGGUCUGUGGACCUAAAGGAGAUCAACUUCAGACCCCAAAUGUCACAGUUUCUGUGUCUGAAGAACAUCCGGACAUUCCUCAAGGUGUGCCACGACAAGUUUGGCCUGCGGAACAGUGAACUGUUUGACCCGUUUGACCUGUUUGAUGUCAGGGACUUCGGCAAGGUGAUCUCAGCCCUGUCCAGGAUCUCCCACCACAGCAUCGCACAGAUCAAGGGGAUCAGGCCCUUUCCUUCAGAGGACACUGCUCUAAAUGAGGAUGACGUGUACCGGAGUCUUGAGGAGCUAGCAGAUGAGCAUGACGUGGGGGAGGAUGACAUCUACGACUGUGUUCCCUGUGAGGACGAUGGAGAUGACAUCUACGAGGACAUCAUCAAGGUGGAAGUUCGACAACCCAUGAUCAGAUACAUGCAGAAAAUGGGCAUGACAGAAGACGACAAGAGAAACUGCUGCUUAGUGGAGAUCCAGGAGACUGAGGCCAAGUACUACAAGACGCUGGAGGACAUUGAGAAGAAUUAUAUGAUCCCUUUGAAGCAAGUUCUCAGUCCACCAGACAUGGAGUCCAUCUUUGUAAAUCUUGAGGAUGUGAUUAAAGUCCACUUUGCUCUGCUGAGGGCCAUCGACCUCAACAUGGUGAGCGGAGGCAACGGUCUGGGGAAGAUCUUCGUAGACUUCAAGGAAAGAUUGUUGAUCUACGGCCAGUACUGCAGCCACAUGGAGAAUGCCCAGAAGAUACUGGAUGAGCUCAUCGCCACGCGAGAGGACGUUAAGAUGAAAGUUGAGGAGUGCACUAUGAAGGUGCAAGAGGGCAAGUUCAAGCUCCAGGACCUGCUGGUAGUGCCCAUGCAGCGGGUUCUCAAGUACCACCUCCUACUUAAGGAGCUGGUGAGUCAUUCAACUGACCGACCUGAGAGACAGCAGCUCAAGGAGGCGUUGGAGGCCAUGCAGGACCUGGCUAUGUACAUCAAUGAAGUGAAGAGAGACAAUGAAACCUUGAAGAAGAUUAGUGAAUUCCAGAACUCCAUCGAAAACCUUCAGCAGGUCAAACUGGAGGAGUAUGGCAGGCCAAAGAUAGAUGGAGAGCUCAAGGUGUCCUCCAUAGUCAACCGAACAAAGCAGGACCGGUACAUAUUCCUGUUUGAUAAAGUGGUCAUAGUGUGCAAGCGGAAAGGCUACUGCUAUGAACUGAAGGAGAUCAUUGAGCUGCAGUCGUACAAAAUGUCUGACGACCCCAUGAACAACAGGGACAUGAAGAAGUCGAGUGGAAAAAUGUGGUCCUAUGGCUUCUACCUGAUCCACCUGCAAGGGAAGCAGGGUUUCCAGUUCUUCUGUAAAACAGAGGACACCAAGAGGAAAUGGAUGGAGCAGUUUGAGAUGGCCAUGUCAAACAUCAAGCCGGAGAAAGCCACGGCCAAUCAGCACAACUUCCAGAUGCACACGUUUGAGAAGGACACCAACUGCCGAGCCUGCAAGAUGCUGCUGAGGGGGAUAUUCUACCAGGGGUAUUACUGUUCCCAUUGUGGGACUGGAGCGCACAAAGAGUGUCUAGAGUGCAUCACCAUCUGUAAAAUAAAUCCACUCGACACAGAACCUGGACUACCGCCAUCCGGUCCCAAAAUGGUGGCAGUGAGGAACUAUCACGGGAUGCCUGUUCCUCCAGGGAAGCCUCCACUCUCCUUCCAGACAGGCGACUUCAUCGAGCUGCUGAAGGGGGAACCUGACACCACCUGGUGGGAGGGAAGGCUUAUCCAAACCCAGAAGAGUGGCUUCUUUCCUAACAACUGUGUAAAGCCUUGUUUGGACCCCAAGCCUUUGUUCCAGUCCUUCCCCAGCCGGCAGCCCUCAAGGGAAACAGACUACUAUGCAUACCCGUGGUUUGCUGGCAACAUGGAGCGGACACAGGCUGACAACCUGUUGAAGUCCCACAGCAGUGGGACAUACCUGAUCAGAGAGAGGACUGCUGAGGCAGAGAGGUUCGCCAUCAGCAUCAAGUUCAAUGAUGAAGUAAAGCACAUUAAAGUCAUUGAGAAAGACAGCUGGAUCCACAUCACUGAGGCUAAGAAGUUUGAGAGUCUACUGGAGUUGGUGGAGUACUAUCAGUCUCAUUCGCUGAAGGAGAGUUUCAAGCUGCUAGACACAACAUUACGAUAUCCCUACAAAUCUAGAGAACGGGGGCCGGCUUCGCGGGCCAGCACUCGCUCUCCAGGUGAGCCCAUCCCUGCCAUUGGUGCUUCCUACAACUUCUCCUUCCUCAGUCCUCAGGGUCUCAACUUCUCCUCCUCUCAGAGCUCAGCCCCCUUCUGGUCAGUUUUCACACCGAGGGUGGUCAGCACAGCGGUGGCCAGGUACAAUUUUGCAGCACGGGACAUGAGGGAGCUGUCACUCAGAGAAGGAGACAUUGUCAAGAUCUACAGCAAGAUCGGAGGAGACCAGGGCUGGUGGAAGGGAGAGGCCAAUGGCAGGAUUGGCUGGUUUCCUUCAACAUAUGUUGACGAAGAAGGAGUUCAGUGAGGUUCUGAUGUCACCACGGCUCCUGUCCAAUCACAUCACACCUCGCUCCACAGUCCUCAGAAAGGACUAGUUGGUUUCCAGGGAAACACCAUGUGGAAUACUUUUUUGCUGGAUACUGAUUUUGCAGUGAACAACGUUUCUAUUCCGGUUUUCUUCCUACGCAUCGGCUUUGCUUAUGUUGUUUUUUUGUAAGAUCUUGUCCUGUUUGAUCUCUGUGAGGAAAAACUGGAUUCCAGUCUGUCUGCCUCUGGUUGUUCUGAGGGGGCUGACAUGAACUGAGAAACAUUGCAGAGAGAGGCCCAACAUUCUCUACGUACAGAGACUGGGGAACCUAUAGUUUUAUUACAUGAACAGACUCCUCCUUUGUUGCAGGUCUAUGGGAGGGGGUAAUAUAAUGUAUAGAUAAUUUAUUUAACAGAGAUCCUAACGAUUAAUGUGUGAAAUGGAUAUUAGCAACACAGCAGAGAAAAAGAGAUGAAGAAAAAUACAGAUUUGUGUCUCUUUGCUGAAGAUUUUGCCUUAGUUGUCAUGGUGAUGCCUUGAGGGCGUAAACAAGAGGUAGACAGAGAAACGCCAGGAUUCGUUUGUCUUGCACACACACACACACUCACUUGCCCUGACCACUAUAACAUUAUGGUGCCUUUUGAAGUGUGGUUAAUACUCACAGGAUUCGUCAGUUAUGGUCCAUGGACCACCGCCAGCUUACAGUCGAGCUCUACCCGUCCAACCUCUACUGCAGAGUGCACUAUGGAUGGAGAAGAAGAAGGAAGGGGGGAGGUGCAACAUUUGGGACACAGCUCCAGUCCUUAACCCUCUGUUCAUUCAUUCAACCCCCUUUUCAUCUGAAGACAGACAGACAGUGCCCUCAGAAGCAUUGCACUAGAGUUGGGGAACUGUUCCUGACGCAGCCAAAAAAGAACAGUGACUCACCGUGGGGUGUAAUGGCAGGUAGAAUGGGUGUACAGAUAGAAGGUUCACAUCAGUCUCAGCACUUUAAGUCUAUGGGUACUCCUCGCAAUCAACAGGGGGCAAAAAAGGGAAAUUUAAGUCAGUCUAACCCUCACCUAAUGCACUGAAUAUCUAUCUUGGUGUUCAACAUUUUUGUUGGUUUUAUUUUGUUUUAUUUAGUAAAAGACCAAACUUUACUUGCUAAAAACUGGACCAACCGUAAUUAUUUUAAAGCCAAAUGCAACUUAUUUUUUAAAUUAAUUUCCGCAUGAACUUCAACCUAGAGAUUUUUAUUAUCAAUUUGGUUGUACCUUGCCUUAUUAACAGAUGGACACAUGGUCCUGGGAUUUUAGGAAGUUUAAAAUGUUGAAAAUUCUCUGAAUUUUAUUUUUGGUGCUGUGGUGUCUGGUGAGGUAAUAUGGCAGCUCCAUGAAUUACUCAGAAUCAAAAAGUCAACAUCAUUAUGAUGAUCUACCUGAAAAUAAUAUGUCACAAUAUAAAUAUAUUGAAUGCAGUCAUACACUUUCUAGCUCCAAGGGGAAAGUGCACCAGAUUGAAUCUAGCCUACAGUGCAGAAAGCCACACUGGAUCAUUGACUGACCACAUCCAUGUAAUCAGCUAUUGAAGAUAAAGAUGGCUGCCAUAUUCUCUGGUUUCCUAACCCAUCCCAGGUCAGUUGUCAACCCCAAGUACCCUCAAUAAUCGACUGACCAGGUGAUUCAAACAGUGACAUUGGCUGAAAAACUAAGACUGAUGUGGUGGAAGAGGAAAGAGUACUGUAGGUUUCUGAUCGUAUGUGACUAUGUUGUGUGUAUUCCCACUACUCCCAAACAUAACUCCUGACACCUAAGAUAGGAAGGGUUGAUUUUGGGGGGAGUACAUGUUGGCUAAGGGGGGGGGACUACUUAGUCGCUGUUUGUGUUGUGGAGAAAACUCAAUGCAUGUGGUUAUAGAUAUUUCAACUCCUAUCAGUACAUCCUCAAAAAAAUAACUUAAUAGUGUACAUUUUUCUUUGAAUGGUUGAGUAUUUCCAAAAUGUGGUCUAUCAUGAAAUAAAUAUUUCUCUUUUUGCCUACA
This is a messenger RNA of Oncorhynchus mykiss (rainbow trout), 6685 nucleotides long. NCBI's taxonomy places the organism in Eukaryota, Metazoa, Chordata, Actinopteri, Salmoniformes, Salmonidae. The record is from RefSeq and is a predicted model, not a curated record.